Notothenia coriiceps (black rockcod) is the source of this 1709-nucleotide messenger RNA. RefSeq names its product LIM/homeobox protein Lhx8-like. The coding region runs from base 53 to 1087 and encodes 344 amino acids. Gene Ontology annotation, molecular function: DNA-binding transcription factor activity, RNA polymerase II-specific; RNA polymerase II transcription regulatory region sequence-specific DNA binding. The transcript is spliced from 9 exons. Gene Ontology annotation, biological process: neuron differentiation; forebrain neuron development; regulation of transcription by RNA polymerase II. NCBI's taxonomy places the organism in Eukaryota, Metazoa, Chordata, Actinopteri, Perciformes, Nototheniidae. The record is from RefSeq and is a predicted model, not a curated record. Gene Ontology annotation, cellular component: nucleus.
CACUAUUUAGUGUCGAUAUAUGACAGCACAUAACUAAAUUGAAGGGACACGAAUGCUCGAAAAAGUCAUGUCGGAGGAAGAAAGGAGAGAAGCGGAGGCUGUUUUCUCUCAGCUACGUCAACAAGGACAUAUUUAUGUCGACACAGGUUCCUCUGGGCCCGAGGAUUUUUUUGAGGAGGACUCCUACUCUCCGUCCUCCCUCUCUUCGUCCUUCUCGACCUCCCUGCAGGGGAAGACCCUGUGCACCUCCUGCGGCCUGGAGAUAGUGGACAGAUACCUCCUCAAGGUGAACAACUUUUGCUGGCAUGUGCGCUGCCUCUCGUGCAGUGUGUGCAACACGUCACUGGGGCGACACGUGAGCUGCUUCAUCAAAGAUAAACAGGUUUUCUGCAAACUUGAUUACUUCAGGAGGUACGGGACCCGCUGUGCUCGCUGUGGCCGGAACAUCCACUCCACUGACUGGGUGCGCCGGGCCCGGGGCAGCACCUUCCACCUGGCCUGCUUCUCCUGCAUCUCCUGUAAGCGCCAGCUCUCCACUGGGGAGGAGUGUGGAGUGCUGGAGAACAGGGUCUUCUGCCGGCCACACUACGACAUCAUGAUGGAGAAUAUCCAACGUACUAAGGAAAAUGAGCAACCCCAAGUGGAGGAAGAGCUGUCGGAGAAAGACGAGGCCAGCUCCGUCCCCCUGCCGGCUAAGAGGGCCAGGACCAGCUUCACUGUGGACCAGCUACAGGUAAUGCAAACUGAGUUUGCUAAAGAUAGCAACCCAGAUGCCCAGACCCUCCAGAUACUGGCAGAAAGGACUGGUCUCAAGCGCAGGGUCAUUCAGGUUUGGUUUCAGAACUGUCGAGCUCGUCAAAAGAAAUACAUCGGCCCACAUUCCUCCUCCCCAACCUUUAUGGCAUCCUUUGCUCCUGGUCAGCUGACGCCACCUAUGAUGGACGAUCUGCAAUACACAACCUAUAUUUCCCAGGAUGCACCCCUCCUCACUACACUGACCUAUAUGGAUGUUCAAAAUCCAGACCCACUUCUGCUUCAGCCUCUCAUGUCUCAUUCGCUGACACAUCUCCCCAUCAGCCAUGCCUGAGCUACAGCCCGCCUCUCAGAAAAUGGAGAGAAGACGAUUGGCUGAUUGGAAGAUAAAGAGCAAAUUGUUACUCUUUCAUAAAAAAGUCCUGAGGAUUGAAUUACUUUGUUUUAUAAACUGUCCAAAGAAUCAGUUAUUAAGUCAAACAAUUUAAGUUUCACCGCCUUAUAUGUGAGCAAAAAAUAACCUGUUAUGUCAACACAUUUAUUUAAUGGAAUCACAGAAACGGGAGAGUUGACAAAAUAUGGUAAUAAGUGAGAUGAAACUUUUGUUAAUAUGUAUAUGCUGUGUUUUUCUUUGUAUUUAAUUUAUUUGAAAAUAAUUGUGAGAUAAGGCACUUUGUUGUAAGAAGAUAUAAAGCGAAGUAAGCAUAUGGUUUUCAGUUAGAUGUUUAUUUAAGGAUGUGUUUGAUGAUUAUAAGAUUGUUAGUUGUACAAGAGAGAGAAGCGGGUUGUUUUCCUUGUAAAGACUUUGUUAGAAAAGCUCUCUGCUCUCCACUUGGAAGGGUCAAAGGCUGUUAUUCUCAAAACAUCCACAUGUCCUAUUUUUGAUAAACAACAUUUCUUAAGAUGCUUUUCAGUAGAACAUACGGUAAGCACAGAUAAAAAAAACAAAGCCAAUG